GCUGUAAAACUCAAAGGGAAGCCAAAGAGUCAGUGGAGGUAAACAGAAAGCGUCUUUUAGGGACGAUUUACUCUCAGAGGUGCGACGAGACACACGGUACAACAGGUAGGCCCGGUGCCGCCGGCUGGGUUAGCGGCGAUCCGUAGGUCGCGUCGGGUUUGGACCCUCAAAGUUCUGGGUUUUCAGCGAGAGUGAGAGGAUGAACGUGGUCGGCCGGCUGGAGGGCUAGAUGCGGUCGUCAUGGUGAAGGAUGUUUCGGAAGGUCAAGAAGCGCCACAGCAGCAGCAGCUCGCAGAGCAGUGAGAUCAGCACCAAAAGCAAGUCAGUGGACUCCAGUUUGGGAGGACUGUCCAGAUCGAGCACCGUCGCCAGCCUUGAUACAGACUCCACCAAGAGCUCAGGUAACAGCGCAUCUGAUACGUGUGCUGAGUUCCGCGUGAAAUAUGUUGGAGCUAUCGAGAACUUAAAGUUUGAAAUGAGUAAAACCCUUCAGGAGCCUCUGGACCUCAUCAACUAUAUAGAUGCUGCUCAGCAAGAUGGAAAGCUGCCCUUUGUGCCGGGAGACGAGGAGAUGAGCCUUGGAGUUUCUAAGUAUGGUGUGAAAGUGGCCUCGCUGGACCAGUGUAACGUGCUGCAUCGCCACCCGCUCUACCUGAUCGUGCGCAUGCUGUGUUACGACGACGGCCUCGGCGCCGGCAAGAACCUCCUGGCCCUCAAAACCACCGAUGCAGAACAAGCGGACUGCAGCAUCUGGGUGUACCAGUGCGCCAGCGCGGAGCAGGCGCAGUCCAUCUGCAAGGUGCUGUCCUCUUCCUUCGACUGCGCUCUGAUGUCGGACAAGUCCUGAGGCCACGGAACCAACACCAGGAACCACCGCAGCUGCAUUGUCUCUGUCGAAAGAUUGCAACCGUUUCCUCUUUUUGCCGUCGUGUCUUUAACAUAUGCCGUUUGCAGGACUUGAGCUUUGAUGCAUUAUGUACUGGUUGCCCAUUCAACACAGAUGUGACUUUAAUUUAAUCAUAUCCCUGGAAGUUUACCUCACAUGUGCCUUUGGGCCUUUCAUAAUAAUAAUAAUUAUAAUGGCAAAAGGGAUGAUGUUGCAUUAAGACAGUGAUGUUAAUGUUUAAAAUGGUACGUCUCAUCACUCGUCUGCUAAUUCAUGGGAGAGGUCACAGACGGUACACAGGCUUCAUGACAAGCACACGCCUUAAACCACUCAGCCCCGUCUUAUGUCUUAACGAGUGCUUUGCAGAAGUAGUUCCUUGGACUGACAGGUACGUUACAGAGGCGGCGGAGGCUUGUUUUAAAUUUCUCUGUUUUUGCACAUGUCCUGGAACUAGAAUAGUUCUUUAUGUGUCUGUUACGAUGGUCUCGCGAUGAGUUUUCAUCCAUUAGAUGGAGCUCUAGCUGCAUCACACGCUUCAGUGGGUGACUGGAACUGUGUAUGAAGGACUGAAGACUGAAACAUUACGAAAUACACAAUGUACGGCCAGAAAAGAAAUAAAGGAAGACUUGUUUGUAGAAGUCAGAAAAUUUAAGAAGCAGACCAAAGCCCUUUAUGGUUUCAUAUUUUAUUCUUCCAGUUUCAUUUUCCCAUGUACUUGCACAAUAAAGUUAAGAGUUGAUGCAGUGAUCCACA
Molecule: messenger RNA, 1639 nt
Organism: Betta splendens (Siamese fighting fish)
Lineage: Eukaryota; Metazoa; Chordata; Actinopteri; Anabantiformes; Osphronemidae
Gene: itgb1bp1
Product: integrin beta 1 binding protein 1
Exons: 7
Coding region: 251-847 (198 amino acids)
Biological process (GO): negative regulation of focal adhesion assembly; negative regulation of substrate adhesion-dependent cell spreading
Cellular component (GO): lamellipodium; cytoskeleton; ruffle
Molecular function (GO): integrin binding
Source: RefSeq, a predicted model, not a curated record